Artibeus jamaicensis (Jamaican fruit-eating bat) is the source of this 1185-nucleotide messenger RNA. RefSeq names its product schlafen like 1 (gene SLFNL1). NCBI's taxonomy places the organism in Eukaryota, Metazoa, Chordata, Mammalia, Chiroptera, Phyllostomidae. The record is from RefSeq and is a predicted model, not a curated record. The coding region runs from base 1 to 1185 and encodes 394 amino acids. The transcript is spliced from 5 exons.
AUGGAGCCCCCAGGCAAGCAGCCCCUGCAAGAGGAGCUCCCCGCAGAGGAGUCCCUGCCUAUGCACUCAGGCCUGGAGCAGGCUCCCGGCACGCAUAUUCUCUACGUGGGCCACUUGAACCCCCAGUUCUCGGUGCCAGUGCUCACCUGUCUGCUCCGAGACACCCUGGAGCGACUGGAGGUGCCAGUGGCGCGGGAGCACAUCGAGGUGGUGAGGCGGCGGAGGAAGGCCCACGCCCUGGUGCGGGUGGCCACCCACGCCGAAACCCUGGCCUCCCUCCCCUGGCGCCUGCAAAGAGCCUUGGAGGAGCACCAGAUCAUCAAGGAGCUGGUGGCCCACGGGAAGGAGCUGGUGCUGGGAGUAGGCCCCCGGCCGGCAGACCACAGAGAGGAGGAAGACAGCGGCCCGAACCCUGGCCCCCGCCCGGGCCUCAGCCCGGGCCCCAGUCGGAGCCCCGGCUCCGGCCUCCCACGGGCCAGGAGCACCAACGCCCCGCCUGCCCAGGCCCCGACGUGGCGUAGCUCCCCGUACCAACCCAGGUGCGCGCGCUCGGACAGCGCCAUCAUGCACCAGGAGAUCCAGGGCCAGGAGUGGCUUUUCCAGGGAGCCUUCCUGGGCAGCGAGUCGCGCAACGUGGAGUUCAAGAGGGGCGGCGGCGAGUACCUGAGUCUGACCUUCAAGCACCACCUGCGGCGCUAUGUGUGCGCCUUCCUCAAUGGCGAGGGCGGCAGCCUACUGGUGGGCAUCGAUGACAGCGGGCUGGUGCAGGGCGUCCACUGCAGCCACCGCGAAGAGGACCACGUGCGUCUGCUGGUGGACUCCAUCCUGCAGGGCUUCAGGCCCCAGGUCUUCCCCGACGCCUACGCGCUCAGCUUCAUCCCUGUGCUCAGCGCCAACGCCAGCAGCACGCCCCUUAAGGUGAUCCGCCUGAGUGUGCACGCCCCCAAGGCCCAGGCAGAGCCGCAGCUCUAUGAGACAGACCAGGGGGAGGUGUUCCUGCGGCGGGACGGCAGCAUCCAGGGCCCGCUGGCCGUCCAUGACAUCCAGGAGUGGUGCAGACAGUCCUGGGCCACAGAGCAGAGCAAGCUGGAGCAGAGGGUGAAGGCAUUGAUGGAGGAGAAGGAGCAGCUCCAGCAGCAGCUGCAGCAGCGCAGCCCCGUCUCCUGCAUCUGCUGCGUCCUGUGA